AUGCCUCAUCUUUCGACGCUUAUGCCUAACUAUGUGACGGCAUCCAUUGCCCUAUCGUUCGGAGGGUUCCUGAACGGCUACGAUACAGGUUGCAUCGGUGCGAUAAUUCACAUGGAACAAUUUUCGGCUACUCUGGGAAACCUCUCUGCCACUGUUCGAGGCAUUACUGUGUCCAUGAUCCUCUUAACGGGCAUCUUUCCCUCUCUGUUUGCUGGCCAGCUCGCCGACAAACACGGUCGGCUCCGUGUCAUCCUACCCGGCGCUGCACUUUUCGGUCUAGGUGCCCUGCUACAAGCGACGUCUUUCAGCCUGGGGCAAUUCAUCUUCGGCCGGGCCGUCAGCGGCGUCGGCCAGGGAGCUUUCCUUGCUAACAUUGGGGUCUACCUUACUGAGAUUGCACCGUCGCAUCGACGCGGUCGGCUGGCGGCGCUACCGCAAUUCAUGGCGACGCUUGGGAUAUGCCUCGGGUAUUUCUCCUGCUACACGACGAGUUCCCUCAAAGAUAGCAUGGCGUGGCGACUUCCGUACAUCGUUAUGGUUGCGGUCUCUAUAAUGCUGGCCCUUGUUUGCCGCGCAUUGCCCGAGUCGCCGCGUUGGCUGCUACUUUGGGGGAGAACUUCUGACGCGAUGGCUGCGCUUGAGUUGCUCGACUUUGACAUGGAUGAGGCCCGCCGCGACUUUCUCAACACCCCGCAAGAGCAGCCAAGUCUCUCAGCUCGACAAAAUUUCCUGUUGCCAUUUAGAGGCCCGUAUCGGUCCAGGACGCUUCUGGCCCUCUUCAUUUUGUCGAUGGCUCAGCUGUCAGGGAUCGAUGCCAUUACCUACGUGGGUUGCUGCCUUCCCCGACCUUUCAGUUGA
This is a messenger RNA of Colletotrichum spaethianum, 858 nucleotides long. RefSeq names its product putative metabolite transport protein YwtG. Gene Ontology annotation, molecular function: carbohydrate:proton symporter activity. The transcript has a single exon. Gene Ontology annotation, cellular component: membrane. The coding region runs from base 1 to 858 and encodes 285 amino acids. Gene Ontology annotation, biological process: transmembrane transport; carbohydrate transport. The record is from RefSeq and is a predicted model, not a curated record. NCBI's taxonomy places the organism in Eukaryota, Fungi, Ascomycota, Sordariomycetes, Glomerellales, Glomerellaceae.